This is a messenger RNA of Musca vetustissima, 2145 nucleotides long. It is a transcript of the gene Nulp1, whose product is annotated as ribosome quality control complex subunit TCF25. The transcript has 9 exons. Gene Ontology annotation, cellular component: RQC complex. Lineage: Eukaryota; Metazoa; Arthropoda; Insecta; Diptera; Muscidae. Bases 1 to 2145 code for a protein of 714 amino acids. The record is from RefSeq and is a predicted model, not a curated record.
AUGUCAUCCCGAGUCUUAAAGAAGUUGCAAGGUGGCGAUGAACUGCAACCCAAUCUUGAUGAUGAAGAUGUGGAUAAUCUGUUGAGCAGUGGUGGCGAAGAUGAUCCCGAUUUGCAAAGUGGCAAGGGAAAAUCGAACUUUUUUGAUUUGCUGAAUCAACAAAGUCUUUCGGAAAGUGAAGUCAAAGAGGAUGACAAUGAAACUGAACAUGCCUCGGCUGCAACAAAUCUUGAAGCCGGUCCAGCUGCUUCGAAGAAGAAAAAGAAGAAGCGUAAGAAGAAGUCGAAAUAUACGGGAAAUCAUAUAAGCAGUGAAGAUAAUGAGCUCACUGACAAAUUUAUCAAUGAUAUUGAUGAUCCUCUACUUAACAAAGUAUCAGCGGCGACUGCACAAAAUCCAAAAUUAACAACACCAAGGAUUGAAAUUGACAAAUCCUUAUUGGCUGUGGAAUUGAAAAAUCUUAAUCCACAAAAUGAGAUGAGGCGUACAUUCGGUAAACGUGUAGUCAAAAUCGAAAACAAACGUGGACGUCAAAAGUUGACAUUAAAAUCAACAUAUUUGGUAACACCUAAGGACUCGUGGCCACCAAUAACUAAAAAUAUAAUCAAUAUGAGACCAUGCCAGGCACCCGAUAAUGCAACCUCCACCUCGACAAUGUCGUCUCGUGUGGGACCAAUGGAUAAGGUGCAAUGGUUCGCCUUUGAGCACAGUCAAUAUUAUCAAGGUGUACAAAAUCUAUUUUUAUCGGCAUUGGAAAGAACCGAUUCUGAUUUUUUGAUAAACUUAAUUGGUCGCUGUCCGUAUCACGUGGAUUCGUUAAUACAAUUAAGUGAAAUGUGCAAAAUGACAGAAGAUUUUUCUCUUGCUGCCGAAUUAAUCGAAAGAGCUGUGCUGGUUUUGGAAACCUCACUACAUCCAAGUUUUAGCCUAACAAAUGGCAAUUGUCGCCUCGACUAUAGACGUCAAGAAAAUCGUGCACUAUUUGUGGUACUUUUCAAGCAUGCUCAAUAUUUGGAAGCGCGUGCUUGUUGCCGUACCGCAUUUGAAAUAUCAAAAUUAAUACUAAGUCUUAAUCCUGAAGUAGACCCAUUGGCAAUGGUUUUGAUCAUUGAUUAUUUUGCCAUACGCAGUAAACAGCAUGCAUGGUUGGUGAAAUUCUACGAAGAGUAUAAUGUUGUACGCAAUUUAUCACAAUUACCCAAUAUGGCGUAUUCGUAUGCUUUGGCAUUGUUCUUGUUGAAUGGUGAUAAUGAAAAUGCCGAUAAAGCAUUGCAAUAUGCUUUACUCAUGUUUCCGGGCGUACUGAAACCAUUAUUGGAUGAGCUAUCCGUUCAGACCGAUAAACGGGUAUUGAGCAAUUCAUAUUUCAACUCUGAAGUUUCGGGAAGCCAAUCACCUGCACUACAUCAACUGGUUUCAUUGUACGUUUGUCGGGCUAAAGUUAUUUGGCGUCAAAAUAACAUUUUACCAUGGUUGGAGCGUAAUGUUAAUGCUGCAUUGGAUCGUAUUGAAAGUAAAGAUGAAGUCAUACAAGACUAUAAACAAAAGAGAUCGGCACGUUAUGUUCAACCACCCCGACCAAUAUUACGACAUGUUAUACUCUCAGAUUACAAGGAGAAAGUGCCAUUGGCACCAUUUGUGGCCAAGGAGAAAGAUCCCAUAAUGAUGUAUGAUCCAUUGCCACCACUUGAUUCAGUUAAUUUUUACGAAAGGAAAUCUUCAUCAAGUAGCCCCACCACAGCCAGCAAUCGUUCUGUUUCAAUGUUUUUCCAAUCCCUAUUACCCACAUUUAAUUUACAAAAUGCUGCCGCCGCAGCCAAUGCUGCAGAUGCCCAACAACAACAGCAGCAACAGGUUGUUGCCAAUGUGGAACAAGCUGCAGCAAGAGUUGCGGCUCAGGUACCAGCCGAUGCUGCCAAUGAAGUGGCUGAAGUUGAUCGUCAUCUACAGGCAUUAAAUAUGAAUUUGGAUAAUGCAGCUGCUGGCACUGGAGAAGGAGCAGUGUUGCGCCAAUCAUUUACCGAUAUUGUCCUUGCCAUGCGUGAAUUCAUACAAAGUGUGCGAAGUGCCACCGAAAACUUGCAACCAGGUGAUAAUGAAGGAAAUGAUUCAACCGAAGAAGAUACAACCGAUUAUUUUGAUUAA